AUGCGGUUCAACGUGGCUCUUGCGCUCCUUCUCGCCAGCGGCCCGCUGACCGUUCUGGCUGCUCCUAUGCCCCAGCAGCAGGAUGGCAGAAACGGCGUGCUGGCGAAUGUCGACAAGGCGGUAAACGACGCGGUGUCGAGGGCCAACGACGUAGCGGCCGCGAACGGCGGCACGCCCCAACUCACCAACGUUCCUGGAGUCCCUACGGUUCUUGGCGACACGGGGGCAGUUGCUCCGACGGGCAGCGACAAAGGAAAAUCCCGUCGUCAAUUGCCCCUCGAUGCUCUUGGUAGUGUCACAGGCGCCCUGGGCGAACUUGGCGGAGUGAACCCGCUGGGCCAGGGCCAGGGCAGCGCUGGCAGCGCUUCGCACAGCCCGCAGUUCUCUCGCAGACAGGCGGAGGAUCCUGAGGACAUCGACUCGCCCGAAAUCAACGUUCCUGGAGUUCCUGUGGUUGUUGGCGACAAAGGAAAAAACCGCCGUCAAUCCCUCGAUGCUAGUGGUAGUCUCUCGGGCACCCUGGACGGACUCGGCGGAGUGAACCCGCUGGGCGAGGGCCAGGGCAGCACUGGCAGCGCUUCGCCCAGCCCGCAGCUCUCUCGCAGACAGGCGCAGGGUUCCGGUAGUGACACGGCCCCUUCCACUCCUGAAGGCAACGGCUCGACCUCGUCCAGUCCCCUGGGUGGUUCUCCUCUGGGCGGUUCUCCCUUGGGCGGCUCCUCCCCAUUGAGCGGCCUCGGCUUUUUGACUUUGUGUGGAUGUACCUUAUAG
Messenger RNA from Rasamsonia emersonii CBS 393.64, 771 nucleotides. RefSeq lists its product as uncharacterized. NCBI's taxonomy places the organism in Eukaryota, Fungi, Ascomycota, Eurotiomycetes, Eurotiales, Trichocomaceae. The transcript is spliced from 3 exons. The record is from RefSeq and is a predicted model, not a curated record. The coding region runs from base 1 to 771 and encodes 256 amino acids.